This is a messenger RNA of Anopheles aquasalis, 2785 nucleotides long. Its product is annotated as tubulin beta chain. Gene Ontology annotation, biological process: microtubule-based process. The record is from RefSeq and is a predicted model, not a curated record. Gene Ontology annotation, molecular function: structural constituent of cytoskeleton; GTP binding; GTPase activity. NCBI's taxonomy places the organism in Eukaryota, Metazoa, Arthropoda, Insecta, Diptera, Culicidae. Gene Ontology annotation, cellular component: microtubule.
GUUGGUACAUCGAGGUAGUGGUUUGGUGUCGUUCCAAAGUAGUAGCAGCAGCAGUACGGCGGUUUCUGUUGCAGGUGGAUUUCGCUUCGCACUCCGUUAAUCUCGCACUCUCGCACUCUCGAACGAGGGUCUCAGCUCAGCUCCGACCAGGUCUACUCCGGCAAGGGUGUUCGCCAAGAGGUUCCAUUCCGCUCGUGAUCGUCGGGUCGUUCGGUUGUCUCGUCUCGUUGCGUUGUCUUGUUCGCUGCUGCUGAUAAGUGCCGGACCGGCUUAGUGAGUCUGCCAGUAGUGAUCGUGCCCGUUUGUCGCGUAAUAUCGUGAUCCUUUAGCAGUCCCUUCAUCGUUUAUCAGUAACAAAAACAACAACACCAGCUUCAUCAUGAGAGAAAUCGUGCAUCUGCAGGCUGGCCAGUGCGGUAACCAGAUCGGUGCUAAGUUCUGGGAGAUCAUUUCGGAGGAGCACGGCAUUGACAACACCGGUGUCUACCAUGGAGAGUCGGAUCUGCAGCUGGAACGCGUCAGCGUCUACUACAAUGAGGCUUCAGCAAUGUCGCGCUCGUCCGGUGGCAAGUAUGUGCCCCGCGCUAUUCUGCUCGAUCUGGAACCGGGCACGAUGGAGGCGGUUCGUUCCGGUGCGUACGGGAAGCUGUUCCGUCCGGAUAACUUCGUCUUCGGACAGUCCGGUGCCGGUAAUAACUGGGCCAAGGGCCACUACACCGAGGGUGCCGAACUGGUCGACGCGGUGCUGGAUGUGGUGCGCAAGGAGUGCGAGAACUGCGACUGUCUGCAGGGCUUCCAAUUGACGCACUCGCUGGGUGGUGGUACCGGCUCCGGCAUGGGUACGCUGCUGAUCUCGAAGAUCCGCGAGGAGUACCCGGACCGUAUUAUGAACACGUACUCCGUGGUACCAUCGCCGAAGGUGUCGGAUACGGUGGUCGAACCGUACAAUGCAACGCUCUCGAUCCAUCAGCUGGUCGAGAACACGGACGAGACGUACUGUAUCGACAAUGAGGCGCUGUACGACAUCUGCUUCCGCACGCUGAAGGUAUCGAAUCCGAGCUACGGUGAUCUGAACCAUCUCGUAUCGCUGACCAUGUCCGGCGUAACCACCUGCCUCCGGUUCCCGGGUCAACUGAACGCGGAUCUGCGUAAGCUGGCCGUCAACAUGGUUCCGUUCCCCCGUCUCCACUUCUUCAUGCCCGGCUUCGCACCGUUGACGUCGCGUGGUUCGCAACAGUACCGUGCCCUGACCGUGCCGGAGCUGACGCAACAGAUGUUCGAUGCCAAGAACAUGAUGGCUGCUUGUGACCCACGGCACGGUCGUUACCUGACGGUGGCCGCCGUUUUCCGUGGCCGCAUGUCGAUGAAGGAGGUGGACGAACAGAUGCUGGCCGUACAGAACAAGAACAGCAGCUACUUUGUCGAGUGGAUCCCGAACAAUGUGAAGACGGCGGUCUGUGAUAUUCCACCGAAGGGACUGAAGAUGUCGUCGACGUUCAUCGGUAACACGACGGCCAUCCAGGAGCUGUUCAAGCGUAUCUCGGAGCAGUUCUCCGCUAUGUUCCGCCGUAAGGCGUUCUUGCACUGGUACACGGGUGAGGGUAUGGACGAGAUGGAGUUCACCGAGGCCGAGAGCAACAUGAACGAUCUGGUGUCGGAGUACCAGCAGUACCAGGAGGCGACCGCUGACGAUGAGUUCGAGCAGGAGGAAUGCCAGGACGAGAUGGAGGGCGAGUGUGUUUGAAUGUGUCCGUGCCGGAACGUCGGUUCGCAUUUCUCCAGCAUAUUUUUUUUUAUUAUUAUUUAUUACAACUUCCCUCGUAGUUAGGCAAAACGAUUUUAUAUUACGAAAGCAAACAGAACAAAAAACAACUACUACCGGAGACCGGUGUGCGUUUGUAUGUGUGUAAAGAAGAACCGAGAUCCCAAGAGAGUGCGAUCGACGCAGAAAAAGACAACGACGAUCGAGACCGAGACCGAGACCGAGACCGAGGGCCAACGAACGAAUCGACUUCGAAGAGCUUGCAGAUCUUCCUCGUUCUUCUGACGUCGUCUUCGUGUCAUGUGGGUGACGAUGGUUGCUUGGAGACAGAUCCCGGUAGCAGCAACUCCUUCGCACGCCUCCAUCCUUACUGGUCACCAAAGGCCGGGCGCACGCGCUCUCGCAGAAUAGAAUUCCAGCAGAGUUUUUCGAGACGGAAAAACUGCUUGCCACGAGUCCAGCAGCAAACACGAAACCAUGGCCGGCGCACAGGUGGGUGGCGGCAACGAAAAAGAAGCAGAAGCGAGUCCCGGGAGCCCGCGCGCUGGCGAUGACAGAAGGAGACGGUUCGUUUGCGAGGAUGCUACGGGAAGCACUCUGUACUGUAGAUGUAAUUUGAAAGCGACGAAGCGCGAUUACGAUUAGCAGCAGCAGCCGCACCCGCAGCAGCAACAGUUGACCGGAGGGAUAUGGUGCAAGAUGUUAAAGAGAGAUUAGCAGAGACUUGACCUUUACUACUACUACUACUACUACUAUAUUUCGGUGUACUCUCCCUAAAGCAUAGACUCAUAGACUGUACGCCGCACCGGUCAUCCAUGCCGGAGUGACGGCGGUUUGUUUUCGAUUCGUAUUCUCACACCACCAAACGCAUAGAAAAGGCGGGGGGGGGGGGGGGCAUACAGCGCAUUCGGGGCUGCACCCAAAGACGAUUGUUUUGAUAAGCAAAUUUGCGGCAAUUGUACCCACAUCGGCAAUAUCGUUGUACGGUGUACACAGUCAAGCGAAAUAUAUUCUCAAUAUUUA